AUGGCUGGACUGACGUCAGUCCAGAAAAGACUUGAACAGAAGAGUCCCAAUGUGAUUCAAGCUAAGAUGUACCAGAAGCGUGCGUGGGACGAGCUGGACGUGUGGCACUCGUGUAUUGCGGCGUUGGAGGUGGACAUGCUGGACUUGGAGAAACCGGAGGAGGUUCUGAUCCUCACUGAGAGACUGGUGGAGGUCCAGCAGCUCCACUCCCUGCUGGCCAAACAGGCGGAGCAGAGGACCACCCUCCUCAGCAAGAUCCACACGUGGCUUCAGGAGCAUAAGGAGAUGAUCAGCAGCUCCAAGAGCUGGAUGACCGAGGCCAAGUCGUGGCUCGCUACGCCCUACACCUACACCACCGCUAAAUGUCUGAGCAGCCAUGUCCACACGCUGCAGAUGGUGCUGGACGACUCGGCACAAAUCCGAGCCACGCUGCAUGGCUUCGGCUCGGUCCUGAAGGAAAUGUCUCAGGUCUGCGACGUCACAACUCUCCAGGAGCAGCUGGACGAAGCCGAUCAGCAGGUGGCCGUCGUUCAGGACGGCUUCACUGCUCCUCUGUCUCACCUGGGCGACGCUGCUGCUGAGGUGGAAGCCAUCGAGAGUGAAGUCAGACGGAUGGAGAACGAUGUCGUUGAGGUCAAGACCUUAUUAACGUCUCCGGAGACUUUCCCCAGCCCCAGAGAAGAAGGUCUCAAGGUCAUUGAGCAGAGGAUCCAGUCCAUGAGGAGGACCAUAGCUGAGAUCCAGAAGUGUAAACCAGGCCUUUGUCUUCCAGAGAAGGCUGAAGAGACUUUGGUUGUCUUCACUGUAGUGGACCGGCUCCAGACUCUGCUGCUGGAACUGGAGAAGAAGGUCCCUGCUCUGUUCAUCCAGCAGCCUCAGACUCCGGUCCAAGCCAAAGCCCAGUCAGCUCAGAAGACGACCUCUCCGACCCAACUCCUGAAAUCCACCUCACAGGAGGCUGAGGAGGACGUGGAUCAGGGACAAAUCACAAUUGUCCACGUUAAAGAGGAUGUUCUGACGGGAUCCGGAGCCUCACUGCUGACUGUGGAGCAGUCCUCGCCUGAACAGAGACAGACCUGGACACCUGACAGCCCUCAGAGGGAGAAUCCUGGGGAGAAAACAGGGAGUCAGGAGCAGAGAGAGGAAGAAGGUGGAGGAGGAGGUGUUAUGUGGUGGCUCUGGGAUGCUUUCUUGGCCGCUUCGCCAGAGGUACCUGUGGUUCUUCACCCAGAAGAGGCUGAAGGUGCCUCUGGACAAAACACUGAAGAGACUGGAGAAGAUAAACAGGAUGUUGAGGGCUCCGCUGAAGCAUCUUCACCUGAAGCUUUAUCAAACCCCGCGGCCACAGUCACAACUCAGUCACUGCCUGCGAGCAUGGUAAACACAGCCUCCACCGUUAAGGUCUCCAAACCCGACUCGCCCCAGCAGAAAUGUGUAGUCUCCUAG
Anoplopoma fimbria (sablefish) is the source of this 1446-nucleotide messenger RNA. RefSeq names its product nesprin-2-like. The record is from RefSeq and is a predicted model, not a curated record. The coding region runs from base 1 to 1446 and encodes 481 amino acids. NCBI's taxonomy places the organism in Eukaryota, Metazoa, Chordata, Actinopteri, Perciformes, Anoplopomatidae. The transcript has 11 exons.